AUGCAGGCUGAACUCAAGCAAGAAAUCGAAGCCAAAACACGGGCUGUUAAUCGAGCUCUGGAUGAAUGGAAGGAAAACGGGGGCAGUCGGGGAGAUGUGGACAGAUCUUUGGUUGAGCUGUUUAAUGUUGGUCGGCCAACGAAUAAUCGCCACAUUGUUAAAUAUUUCGCUAGCCUACUUCGCCCCAAUGAUGCAGAUGAUCUGUCGCCAUCUCCAUCGAUGCCCUCGACUAGUUACCAUAAUGAGUUUAUGCCGUCGCCCGAACGCUCAUCGUCUAUGGUGAGGGAUGGCGUGAAGGACACUACCGCGGUCACUGAGAGCUCUCGAUUGAAUAGUCUUCAGCCGAGCCCCGCGGAAACAGAUGUCCUCAACAUGACUAUUUCACCUUGCCACCUUGCGGCUAUCUUUCCAGAAGACUUUUUCGGAGGAAUGCCAAAUAAUGAUCUAGACCUGGUGCCUCAAGGGUUCGUGCCUCAGGGGCUUCAAUUCCAGGAUCUCGGGACAAUGAUGGAUACUGCUGAGAGUAUGGGGGCGAACACGGGCCUGAACACAUUCGUGCCAGAGGAUGAUCAUUUGUUCGUGCCACAAUUGACUCCCCAGUCAGGUUUGAAUAUGAACUUGGACUUACAUUCGCACGCCUCACCCGGUUCGUGGGAGGAAUGGUUGGCCGGGUCCAAUACCAUGACCCGUCCUGAGAUGCCUACAGGCUUGGAGACUCCUGUUGCUAGCGUGAACAAUACCCAUUCCCAAGGCUUGAAUGGGCCGACAUCUGCCACGCGUGAUUUGCGUGAUGGUAGCGAAGUUAGGGAGCUUUCUGCUGAUCUGUCUACUUCCGGUCCUUCAACCUCAACCAGGCUUGCCGCGUACCUGGAUGACAUUGCCUUAGACCUACAGAAUGGGGUUGCUCGGUCCCAGACACUGAAUCAGAUCUCUCCUUCGGAUAUAUUCAAAACCACAUGGUCCACCUUCGACGGAGGAUUCAUUCAAACUCUCCUCCGAGAGCUAAUAUGCUCUGACAAGGCGGUCGGGGCAGCGACAGUGAACUACUUCGCACGCAAGCUAACAGCGGUACAAACCACUCCUGAAACAUGGACUGGGAGAUGGGUAGAGCUUAAAGAGUUGCGACAGUGCCCACAGCGCUUAUUGGUGAUGGUUGACGAUCCUGACUACUCACUUGUGGAGAUUCAGUGCCAGGCAGACAGUUUGACUCAUUAUAUAGGCGGCAGCGCUACAUCCCCAGAAGAUAACGAUCACUGUGGGAUUUGCCAUAAAAUUGAGGAGCACGUAACUCAGCUACUGUAUCUGGAAAGGAGGAGAACCCCGCAAUGGAAUAUUCAGCAUCAAGCAAUACCGGCGGAAUUGGCUGACGGGUCCUGGCUACUCUGGGUCACCCGCCGGCGAACGAAGUGGAUGGAUGCCCAGGACCCUGUGCCUGCCGAUUACCGGUUGAGACUCGCCGGCGAGGUACUGCAUGAUUUCAAGGCAGCUCAGAGCAGCAAUGGCCUCCUUCGACUUGGCAUGCCUGGGAAUUUGCCAACUCCUGAUGGUACCACCGGAUCCCUUGAGACGUUCUGGAAAGACUUCGGUGAACAUCAUGGCUUUCGCACCACAGUGUGGGAUACGGUCAGAGAGAUUGCAGCACGCAAGGACAGUAAUCAGAUGCCCAUUGGCAUGGACCGUGCGAGUGAGUUGAUGCAACUUGCUAUGAACAUCGGCUCACCUGAUGUCCUGAUUUCACUUCAAGACUGCUUACGCCACAUAAGGCAACAGCUUGCAUCAAGAUGCCCCGACCUUUCCGAGACACCUUGGGGCACAUUUGAUGCCUACUGCUUGCAUCAAAAGAGCCAGACACUUUCUACCAUUGGUCUUCGCCUGGCUAGCUGGAAGCUACAAAAGUUGAAAAAAGACCACUCUGGCAGUAAUGAAAUCGUCGCAGACCUGAUCCUUAGCGAGAAACCGCUGCAUAGGUCCGUCAGCCGCGAGGAAAUCUUGAGUAUCCUGAAAGACAAGAAGGCUAUCUACUGGUGCCAUCUUGUCGAGCACGUCGGAAACAAUGAUCCGAACAUCUUAUGUCUUCUUCCGCGUGUCGUCAACAUCGGACCACCUCGUUGGCAUCGAAAGUUGAACGCUACUUCUUACCGAGAUCUUUCGUUACGAGAAUGUAAGAUCUUAGGAGAGCUGUACACUGAUCUUCGGUCCGACGUGCUACGUACUGCAUGUGACGAACUUUCCACUGAUCUGCUAUAUAUAAAAGACCCAGGGGCCUUCUAUCGCGUUGAAAAAUUAUCGCCUGAGCAGAUAUCAAGAGAGCCGCUUACGUCCGACUUUUAUAUUGGCAUCUUGCAAAAGGUCCCGGGCUGA
Messenger RNA from Aspergillus niger, 2361 nucleotides. RefSeq lists its product as uncharacterized. The transcript has 3 exons. The record is from RefSeq and is a predicted model, not a curated record. Bases 1 to 2361 code for a protein of 786 amino acids. NCBI's taxonomy places the organism in Eukaryota, Fungi, Ascomycota, Eurotiomycetes, Eurotiales, Aspergillaceae.